AUGGCGCACGCCGUCCGCAUCGCAACUCUGUGCCUUCUUGCCUCGGCUACCGUAGCCCAACUGGGUCUCGGAUCAGCCGAACAAGCCACUUCUGAUUGUCGUCAAUGCCCCAAUCCGAUUGGAGACAUCAAAGCAUUGGCUUGUGCCGUUGAUUGGAUCUCGAAGCUGCGCAUCUUGAACAAGACGACGACGACUAUCGACGGAGAGACCGUUGAUGCCUACACUCUGGAACAUUUGGAUAUUCUGAAGGGAACUCUCGAGAUUCCAUCCCUUCUCAUCGUCCCGAAUGGACCUUGUGGACUUGUCCUGAAUGCUGAUGUGGAAUAUCUUGUCUCUGUCUUCAUACUUGGCUGGCUGGAAAUGGAGGUCUUCUCGGACAUCUUCUUGGUGCCAAUGGAAAUCCUCUUCUUGAUGGUC
This is a messenger RNA of Mesorhabditis spiculigera, 417 nucleotides long. The record is from the annotation of a GenBank genome assembly. Lineage: Eukaryota; Metazoa; Nematoda; Chromadorea; Rhabditida; Rhabditidae.